Messenger RNA from Tetranychus urticae (two-spotted spider mite), 2788 nucleotides. RefSeq names its product delta(3,5)-Delta(2,4)-dienoyl-CoA isomerase, mitochondrial. Gene Ontology annotation, cellular component: mitochondrion. The record is from RefSeq and is a predicted model, not a curated record. Gene Ontology annotation, molecular function: delta(3,5)-delta(2,4)-dienoyl-CoA isomerase activity. NCBI's taxonomy places the organism in Eukaryota, Metazoa, Arthropoda, Arachnida, Trombidiformes, Tetranychidae.
AGAAUCAAAAGGAUAAUUUUUGGCCAACUUACCUUUAAGAGAAAAAAUAUCACCAAUCUUUAUAAUUAAAGAGAAUGAGAUGUUCAAAAAUAUCGUUCUAAUAAACAAGGCAAUACCAAAGACAAACAUCAACAUCGAUAAUCAACAAUAAUCAGCAAUCAAGAAAAAUCAAAGCAUUGUAAUCAUUUCAUCCGAUUCAUAUCACAUUUUAUCAUCAUUCAAUCACUAGAGGUUCAUAAUUUCGUAGUUGGAUGUAGGAGACCUGUUGAACAAUCAAGAUACAGUCAAGUUGUAAAAAAGGAGAUGUAGACUUUUCUUUUUCUCUGAUUUCUUUCUCUUUAAGGGAAACCAAGAAAUUCAAGCAAAAGAUCCAUAGAGAUAGAGAGAUAAAAAUCAUUAAUUUCAAUAGAUGAUUAUCUUAAUUUUGUGUAGGUUCAGUUGACUAUAUGCAUCUAUCGAGUUAUCAAUAUGACGUCCUGUGAUCCUGCCGUUUGGAACAAUAUCUAAUCACCUUUUCCACCAAAGGGAUUCUCCAAUGAUUCUACUAAAACAAUCAGAUUUUUCGUAAUAUCUGUUGAAACAGCCAGCUAAUUGUCAUCAAUUGUUUUUGAUGUCAUAGAUGAAGGAGGUUUUUCUGAAUCAUCUGAACACAAAAAGCUGAAUAUACACAUUAAUUAGGAAUGAAAACAAAUUGAAAACACGAAAACAAACCGACAAGGACGCUUGACUAUACAGAAAAUUCCUUUUAUCUGAUUUAAAUUAUCAUUUCGUUUUCAUUGAUGUUGAUUGUUAUUGUAGCUGAGGAAAGAAACUCAAAUUGUAAAGCAACAGAGAGAUGAAGAUGUUGAUAUUGAUUGACUAAGAGAGGAAGGGAGGGUGAAUUUUAAAGUGGGUGAUACCCAAUCACCCCGCCUCAAUCAUUUCCAUUAUAACAAUUAUCGUCCAAGUGUUUCGUGAAUCAGAUUAUAUCGAAGUUGCCUUUUAUUAACAUAAAUAUUCUUAGUGUUUGAAUGAGAAUCAAUAUAUUUCCUUACUGUGUCCAUCUUUCAAUUUAUCAAAGUAUUACGAUAACCUAGUUGUGAUAAUUAAAGUUUGACUCCGAUUUAUUAAUUUAACUUUCAAUUCGUGUUGCUUUUCAAUUUAACUAAAUUUACAUAAACCGUAAUUGGGUCGGUGGACUGACAAAUCUCGGGAAAAUGACAUUUUUCAAGACAUUCGCAUUGCUUACUCGUCAAUCAGCAAAUUUUGGAAAACAAUUAAUCUCAAGCCAAUUAAUCUCAAGCCGUAAUUUAUCAUCAAAAUCAAUUCAUGUAUCUAAUUAUGAUUAUGAUACACUUCAAGUUUCGUCACCAUGUGAACAUGUACUGCAUGUCGAGUUGAAUCGUUGUGAUGCUAAGAAUGCCCUCAAUAAGGAAAUGUUUCGUGAAUUGUACGAAUUGUUUUGCCGUAUUAACGAUGAUCAACACUGUCGUGCUGUUGUAUUGAGUGGAACUGGUAAACAGUUCUCGGUUGGCCUGGACUAUAACGACAUGAUUGAAAUGGUUUCUCAAAUAAGGGGUACCAGCUCUAGGACUGCAGGGAUGUCUGAUGUUGCUCGUAAAGCUAAAUAUAUCAGAUCAAUGAUUCUAUUGUUUCAAGAUUCAUUUACUGUUUUGGAGCAAUGUUCAAAGCCAAUUAUAGCAGCAAUCCAUGGACCCUGUGUUGGUUCAGCUCUUGGUUUGGUAUCUGCAGCUGAUAUCCGUUAUGCAUCGGAAGAUGCCUAUUUUCAUGUGAAAGAGAUAGACACAGGAAGAGCACCAGACAUGGGAGGCUUGCAAAGAAUACCCAGGAUAUCAGGAAACGAUAGCUAUAUUCGUGAGAUGAUUUACACGGCAAGAAAAGUUCCAGCCUCAGAAGCCAAAGAGAUGGGCAUGGUUAGUAAACUAUUUGCUGAUGGUGAGCAAACCAAAAAAGCAGCCAUCGAAACAGCCACACUAAUAUCCACUAAAAGCCCAGUUGCAGUUCAAGGUAGCAAAAUUUGCAUGAGAUACUCACGAGAACACAAUACUCAAGAUGGAUUAACUUUAAUGGCGAACUGGAACAUGGCAAUGUUACAAUCAGAAGAUGUUUCCAAUGCAGCCAAAGGAUGGAGGAAAGAUUCAACUGAGGUUCCUACCUUUUCCGAUCUGUAAAUCAAAAGCAACUCUCUCAACAGUUUAAAUACCUGCACAAGUGUAUCAAAAAGCUAGAGUUAUUGUAUAAAAAAAGGUAGUGUUUAAUUAACUUUACCUCCAUCAUUGCAAAAUGAACAAAAAAGUGGAAAAAAUUUAAAAAUUUGAGCCAUGAUUAAUGAUGGCUCUACAAAAUUAAUCGCAAAAAAAUAUAAUUUAUAUAUUUGUGACUCUGUGCCUAAUGUUGUAUAGAUAACUAUAUCAUUAUACCCGUCAAUCAUGAUUUUUGUUUCCUUCAUUCAUCUCUCGAUGAUAUUUCUCUAGACUCCCCAAGUGUAAUUCAAAUGCAAUUAAAAUUUAAUUCAUUGUUAUCAUCAUGAUUCUCGAAAAUAAAAGGCAAAUCCAUAAAUCUUGUUCUUUUUUUUCAGGGAUAAAUGAUUGACAAAUUAAUGGAUUACACUUGAAAUUCACUAACCAUUAAACAUUAUUGAUUCUUUGUGUAAAAAAUGUUAUCAAUAAUGCUUUACCAAAUUAAACUUACAAAAUUAGAUCAACCAUUUGUUUGAUUGGGAAAGUCCAAGUAAAACAUUCAUGCAAGCUUGAUAAAUUUCAUUAAAAUAGACAACAAUUUGUGUGAA